UUAGGGGUGUCCAUUCGGAUGAUCAAAUCGGGUCUGAUAUGGUCGGGUCGGAUCGAGUAAGUUUUUAAAGUUAAAUCAACUAAAUUGUUAUGUCCACGCGAGUCCAAAUCUGAAUAUGAUAUUUUUCGGAUCGGUUUGAAUUGAAUCGGAUCGGAUCGAAUGUGCUUUUGACACCUCUAACUGUAUUAUACAUAAGACCAAUAGACCAAGAGUUCACCGCACUGAUCUAAUUGCUACAUAAUCGAUAAAAAAAAUUGUUACAUGCACUGUAAAUCAUCCCACUUUUUUAUUUUUAUUUAUUUUUUUUAUGUUUUUCUAUUGUUGACUUGUUGUUGAUGGCAGUAUCCAGUAUCCUAGAGAUAUAAACAAGUACUGUUUGAGUGGUGCGUAUGAAAGUUUGUUAUUGCCAAAACAAAGGAGUCUAGCUGUACAGCCUGUAGUGUUGUUACUUCUGUUUAGUGUGAAUGUGAGUGUGGAACUUAGCUGGCAAACCUCAAAGUGUCCAUAACUCCUUUCUCAACAACACCAACAAUUUCUUCACUCCUUCACUUCACUUCACUUCACUUCUUUCCUUCUUCAUCAACUAAUAUUACUACCAUUAUAACUAUUAUUAAUUUAUUUUGCUGAUAAUUAUUACCCCUUUUCACACUGCUGAAAUUCCGGCAACUCAAGAGUUUAUUUCCAUUUUUGUUCAUCUUAUUAAUUAGGGUUUAACACUGCUUCAGUAUUAAAAGGCUCAAUGAAAUGAAAAUUGUGGUGGGUCUGUGCUUUGCUUGGAAGAUUCUGAAACUACCUGCAUUAUACGGUGUCCUUUUCCCCCAAUUUAAUUAAAACAAUUUAAUUUAAUUCAAUUCUUUUCUCACCAAUCAAUUUUAAUCUUCGCCAUUGAAAUCCUGCUUCAAAAGUGGUUCGGCAUUCCGGCUUCUCUUCAACCUAAGGUGUUUGACAUGGUUGGUACCUAUCAUUUGCAGAUCUUGCUAAGACAUCAUUUGAACUUCUGAUUAGUUGUUAGAGUCUCUUUGCAUCAAUGUGGCUUCUUUUUCGAAGUCUCGUGGUGCUUCUGAUGUUACUGUUGUCGUCAUGGUUACCAAUUAUUGUAGCACAAUCGCCUGCAAGCUCGGCUCGUGAAUUAGAUGCUGUUCUCCAGGAUUAUGCUUACAGGGCAUUUGUUCAUCCGAGGACUGGUAUUGUAUAUGAUGGGACAGUGCCUUCGAAUUUUACAGGGAUUAAGGUUGCAGGUAUAAGGCUAAGGAGUGGUAGUUUGAGAAGCAGGGGUGUAAAAUACAAAGAGUUUGAUAUUCCAAUUGGUGUUGUAGUGCAGCCAUAUGUAGAGAGGCUUGUUCUUGUUUAUCAGAACUUGGGAAAUUGGUCUAAUGAGUAUUAUCCAUUGUCGGGGUAUACUUAUUUAGCUCCUAUGCUUGGAUUGCUAGCAUAUGAUGCUGUGAACUUAUCAGCGACGAAUUUGCCUGAAUUGGAUAUUAGGUCAUCGUUGAGUCCGAUAAAAAUACAGUUUUUGAAUGUUAAAUCUGUGCCAGAUGGGUCUGUGGUGAAAUGUCUGUGGUUUGAUCUUCGUGGUAAUGUCAAUUUCAGCAGAGUGGUGGCAAAGAAUACCUGUUCAACUGUUCAACAGGGGCAUUUUGCUUUGGUUGUUGAGAGCACAGCUCCUUCCCCAGCACCUUCAGCACCUGCCCCAUCUCCGGUUUCUCAUAAGCAUAAGAAAAAGAAUAAUAUGAAGAAAGUCUGGAUAAUUGUUGGAUCGGUACUGGGUGGAUUAUUAUUGUUGGUGCUGUUGGCAAUGUUGUUGGCAUGGUUGAAAAAAUAUCAGCAGAAGAAAAAAAUGCAGCAUAUGGAGAAGGCUUCAGAGGGUGGUGAAGCCCUGAGGAUGACGUCAGUGGGGAGUGCUAAAGCACCAGCAGCAAUGGUUACUAGGACACAACCGACUCUUGAGACGGAAUAUGCACCCUAAACUCUUCCUUUUGCAUAUUGUACAAGCUUUCUCUCCUGCCAUUCACAUUCAUAUGUCCAAUUCUUGCAUUCACAUUCUUCUGAUUCCACACCUGUUUUUGGUUGGGUGUUUCCUCCUUGCCUUUGAUUCCUAUAAUUGCUUGUUGGACAGGUCUUUCAGUUCUAGUGUGGGCAAUAUAGAAAUUACCGGUGUAGAUAGCAUUUUGUUUAGAUUGCUAGACUCAUAGUCUCUUCAUUCGUUGUGGUGUGCAUUAUGUGACUGAUUUCGGUGUUUUGACCGACAAGGAAUAAGAUCUUUCGUAUAUUCAUCUCAA
This is a messenger RNA of Chenopodium quinoa (quinoa), 2279 nucleotides long. RefSeq lists its product as uncharacterized. The record is from RefSeq and is a predicted model, not a curated record. The transcript is spliced from 2 exons. The coding region runs from base 1028 to 1966 and encodes 312 amino acids. Gene Ontology annotation, cellular component: membrane. Lineage: Eukaryota; Viridiplantae; Streptophyta; Magnoliopsida; Caryophyllales; Amaranthaceae.